This is a messenger RNA of Pyrus x bretschneideri (Chinese white pear), 1167 nucleotides long. RefSeq lists its product as uncharacterized. Lineage: Eukaryota; Viridiplantae; Streptophyta; Magnoliopsida; Rosales; Rosaceae. The record is from RefSeq and is a predicted model, not a curated record. The transcript is spliced from 5 exons. Bases 183 to 980 code for a protein of 265 amino acids.
AUGCAGAAGCAGUUGCUGCAUUUAGUAAUAACACGUGGAGCUGAUGGUCCAUGAGAAGAAGUGUGAUUGAAAAUGCUGCGACUCUUUUUCCCUUGCCUUGUUCCAUAAACAAAUAUGUCCAGCUAACCUUGAAGAAAAAUGUGAUAUAAAAAUUAAGCUCAAUUGUAAUAUGGUCAAGGAAAAUGGGUGAGUUUGCUGCUGCUGGUGGUGGUCUUUUUUCUGUAGGGCACUGCCAACCCUCGUUCUGUCCUGGUAGAGGAAUGUGUUUCGGGCCGGAAAAUGUGAAGGGUAAGCCGAUCAAGAAGCAGGAGAGGAUUUUCCGUGACGAGGCAGUGUUAAAAUCGAAGAAGACGAAGCAGCAUAGGGAGCCUUUAACCUUCUACUUCAGAUAUACAUUUGAUGCUCCUCUCAAUGAGUCCCCUGCGGCUUCAUUUGAUCAAUACUUGGACGAUGAACACAGGGUUAUUAACGUGAUUUUUCCGGACACAGCGAAAACCCAAACAAACAAGGAAGAGUGGAGAAUUCACAUGCCGGCCAUGCAAGUCUUGUUCCUGUCUGUCUACCUUGCAUUAUAUGUUAAGUUGAGAUGCAAAUCCUUGGGGAAAGACUACCCCCCUCAUGUUCCUCACCACAUCUCCAAGAUUCUUGAGCUUGACAUUACUAUAGGGGAAAUCCGAGGCAUUGCUGGGUACGAUUCAAGUGACUUCAACCUCAGCAUCAAAGGAACCAUAUUUUCAGAUAGACAAGGAACACAAAGCUGGCUCAAAAACAUAUUCGACAUAAACUUAAGCUUCAUCGUACCACCUCUCCUUGCUUGGGUUCCAAACAAUGUUAUGCGAAACAUUACAGAAUCCCUCGGGAAUACGAUGAUGGCUGAUCGGAAGUCGAAUGCACUGUUGCUAGCAGUAGCAGAUUACGAGAAGUUCAAAAAAGAGAAGCUCAAAACUGCAGUAAAUUCUAAGAAAUUAAGGGGCGGCUAAAAGAGGAGGGAGAAUUUGCCUAUAAAAAUAACAAAAAUUAAAAAAAAUGGAGAUGCAGGGGAUCGAACCCUGUACCUCCCGCAUGCAAAGCGGGCGCUCUACCAUUUGAGCUACAUCCCCUGUUAGAACUUCCUUUCUAUCGUAUUGCAAAACGUCAUAUAAUAAAUGUAUCACAUAUGCAACCCCA